UAAAUUAUAGGUUUUAAUACUAUUGCUGAUGUUUUACCGUUGUUUGUAUAUCAAUACGUUGUUAUGUCACAUGACCCACUUUAGAGGAGCUAUUUUAGAUUUAGCAAUGAGUAAACUUUGUCGCGGUUCCCCUCUAAAAUCCACUUCUUCAAGAGUUGACCUUUAGCGGGGAAGCAACUUUUGGACAUAGUGUCACUUGUUUGAAACAGUUCAACUUCGCAAACUCAGCUUCAUUUCCGCAAUCAACAACUGAACGGCUGUAGCAGCGAGCAGACACUUCCUCCCGUGAGUUGGAAACACUGAAAUGUGCUUAGCGACGCAACUUCGAGUCUAAAUACAAAACGUUUGUGGCUCCAUAAACCAAGAAAAGGAUAAGGAUAGUUAGCAGCAGCAUUCAUUGCAAAGGGCUUUCACCCUCAGGUGUGGUUUAUUUUGCUCCGGACGUUUUUACAUCUACAAUUUUGCCAUUUCGUACGUCUUUUCUUACAUACGAAUCCGAUUUAAAGGCACUUUUUGGGGCGUAAGCUGAUUACUGAUACUCCUGAGUGAGAUGACAGCCAGCACCCCCAGCUACCUGUGGUCCUUACAGGAUGUCCUGGGUCAAGGGGCUACUGCCUGCGUCUACAAGGCUCGAAAUAAGCGGACGGGUGAGUUGGUAGCCGUCAAGGUUUUCAACUUGGCGAGCUACAACCGCACUCAUGAGGUGCAGAUGAGGGAGUUUGACAUGCUGAGGAAGCUCAACCACAAGAACAUUGUCAAGCUUUACGCCGUGGAGGAGCUGCCAUCUAAACAGAAGGUUCUAGUGAUGGAAUUCUGCUCGGGGGGAAGUUUGCUCAACGUGCUUGAAGAGCCAGAAAAUGCUUUUGGCCUGGCUGAGGCGGAGUUUCUCACUGUAUUGCAAUGUGUUGUACAGGGAAUGAACCACCUACGAGAGAACGGUGUGGUGCACCGGGACAUUAAACCAGGCAACAUAAUGCGUCAGACGGGUGAGGACGGCAGGUCUGUCUAUAAGCUAACUGACUUCGGAGCGGCGAGAGAGUUGGAGGAUGAUGAGAAGUUUAUGUCCAUUUAUGGAACUGAAGAAUAUCUGCAUCCAGACAUGUAUGAGCGCGUGGUGCUCCGUGCGCAUCACCAGAAGGCGUAUGGAGUGAGCGUGGACCUGUGGAGCGUCGGGGUGACCUUUUACCACACUGCCACAGGGUCUCUCCCCUUCAUGCCAUUCAAAGGGCCCCGCAGGGACAAGCAGACCAUGUAUAAAAUCACCACAGAAAAACCACCGGGGGCUAUUUCUGGAUUACAGCGUGUCGAGAACGGACCAAUAGAGUGGAGCUCAUACCUGCCGGACAGCUGCCAAUUGUCGCAGGGUCUCAAGAUGCAUCUGGUUCCUGUACUUGCCGGUAUACUUGAGGCAGACCAGGAGAGGUGUUGGGGCUUCGACCAGUUCAUCACAGCCACAAUAGACAUCCUGCAACGACAACCAGUGCACCUGUUUGCUCUCCAGCAGGCUAUGGCGCACUGCGUGUACAUACAUCACUACAACACGGUAUCCGGAUUCUUUGAGGAGGUGGCAAUGCAGACUGGAAUUGAUGUCCAGCACCAACAGCUGCUCUACUUGGGCCAUGAACUCCCACUAGAGGGCAGCAUGAAGGUGGUCAACCUCCCCCACACUACAGCCACAAGGCCUCUCAUCCUGCUGAGUCGCGGGCAAGAAGCAAACAGCAGCCUGCCCUUCAGGGAACCAGAGACUCCGAUCAUUCCAGCCAAGUUUGACGUCAUGGCCGACUACAACUUCACCAAGUUAAUAGUUGGAGUGGUCCACCAGUAUCUGAGGAUUGCACAACUGCUGCACUCACACAGAGAGCUUUUGCUGGAGGGGUAUUACAGUUACAUGAUGAAGCUGCGCAGGGAGUGUGGGGAAGCUAUGCACAGUAUUGCGCAAAUCGGCAUUAGGCUCAAGUCUUGCCUCGGCGUACAACACAGGAUAUUCACUCUAGAUCGUUGCGCUUCAGAAAACCUGAGUGCAGCUGAUAAGAGUGACAGGUUGCAGCAAGUCAAUGAUCACCUGCCUGGGUACGUCGCAGGCAUUCAGGAAUUUCAGAACCGCCUGGAUCACUUGCAGAUCGAGCAGGCCAAGCUUGCAGAGACGCUGAACAGUGACAAAAGCUGUCAGAAAAUGCAGAUGCUCCUUCAAAAGAUUGUGGCGAUUCAUCAGCUUUACCGUAAAGACAGACUCUCAGGCAGUAUGCAGUUGCUAUAUAAUGACGAACAAAUCCACAAGUUUGAAAAAAUCCAACUGUCCUCACACAUCAAGCGGGUUAAGUCUCUCACCAGAGAAAACUGUGCGCUAAAAUACAAGGAUCUCUUGGAAACUACUAGGACAUGGAGCAGAAUUUUACUCGAAAUGCAGAGCCAUCUACAAGACUUCAGUUCCUUCUGCACGGGCCUGUUGGCUGAUCUUGCGAUAACUGAGCAGCACCAAAACAAAACACUGGACAAAAUCUUGGUCACACCACAGUCAAGCAGCACAGGACAGCAGCAACAGGAAAUGCCACUCAGGGACAAGGAACAAAUGGUGUCCAGGAUGUACCACCUAAAAGAAGAAAUGGAAAUUCUGGUCCGGGAACUUCAGUGUAGUAACGCCAUUAUUGAGAGUCUGGAAGCAGUGAACUCUGCAGUGGCUGUGAGACCGAGCUUGGCACGGCCUGCCACACUGUGACAGGCGGCUCGUUUUAAUUGCCUGGUGAACAUUUGCUGGAUGACUGCUGUGACGCUAUCAAAGAUUGCCUGCUGCAAGAGGGAGCUGAAGACGGCAGAUUGCGAACCAAUUAAGAGAUAAGACUCACAGUUGGGGAGAAAACACCGCUGAGGAAUUUUGUGUGUGUGGUUUGCCAGCGGGCACUUCAAUGCAAACCUCAUUAAUACUUUUUAUCCAUCCAACCAUGCAUUUUCUAUGCUGCUUAUCCUAGUCAAAGUCAUGGUCAUGCUUAUUCAAGCAAUCACAGGGCAUAAUACAUUUUAGUGUUGUUAAAUUUGUAACAUACUGUCAUGUUUGGGGCAUCUCAUUACAUAUUUACACAUAUCACUCCACUAGGGAUGUCACGGCAUUCUGACCUCAUUGAAGGGGCUGAAGUCUUCCGUCUCACUAUCUAGCCUGUCAUAUCUCCCAUGAUUUUUUGUUUUGUUUACUGCAGUCACACACUGUGAUUAAAUCAGUCAAAGCCCCCUCAACCAGAGCGUAGUUUCAAGUCAUUUUCUAGCCUGUCCCUGUGUUGUUGUUUCCAUGUUGCAAGACCCGCUUUUGUUGUGACAUGAUCCACACAAGACAAGCACAGAUUAUAGAUUCAGAAUGGGGAGUUUUUUUUUUAAAGGUCAGGCUUGAAUGCCCUUUCAGAUGCUUCAAUUGUGCACAGGUGAGCGCACUUUGUUUUAACCCUUUCGGGGACAGCGGUUACUCCAGUGGACAGCUUGUCAUGUGAUCAGGUGACAGGGUGCAUGAAAGGGUUAACAUUUGUUACAUAUGUAGCUUUCGUUCUGUUUUGCUGUGGGGGAUCAUUUUCUCUCAUACAAAAGAAAAGUGAAAGUAAAUACUAGCUUAAUGCCCCCUCAAGUUUCCACGACUAACGGACAUGCGAAGAUGACUCACCGUGUGGUUGAAAUAAAAAAGAAACAAAAACUCCUUGUUGGGGAUGUUCAUGUGCCUGUGUUUUCUGCAGCCCAAAUGUCACAAGUUUCAUACUUAAUGUGUGCUUAUUUAAAUGUCCUUUUGUGGUUGUGAGCUCAAGUCUGAUUAUACAUGGGGGCAAAUUGUAGGUUACAAAACAAGCAAGCUAGGUAUCAGCUGCAUUCAGUGCUCCUUCCAACGUUAUGAUUCUUGUUUGUUCUAUCUUGUUUGUCCAAAUCUGUUGCCACCAUCCUUAAAUCACCGUGGUUCACGCGACUUAAUGUCGCAACUGGCCCUUUUCCCCCCACCUGGUUUCUAUUAACUUAUUUUUUCCAUGUUUUGUCAUCAUCUGUGGAGGUGGACCGACAAUAACAAGCCUAGUUGGACAAAGAGUACAAAUUACAGAUGUUUUCAAGUGUAGGGACGAAUUGUAAAACUUUCCAAGAAAAAAAAAGUGUUGCGAAAAUAUUCGCACUUUGUUACUUUCCACCGGGCACAUGCACACACAGACAUGAUCAUAAUUUUACUGAUAAACACAGAGAGGACAGUUAAACAAACGCCAUCUGUAUUGUAUUUGUGGAUGUUUUUUGUUUUUGAGUGAAAGAGAUCAUGGAUGCAUCGACUUUGAUCCCAAAAUGAUUCGAACAUGAAAACACAGUUGAGCAGAGUCGCGCCACGCGUGUUUUAAACAGUUAUGGAAUUAUAUUGAUUGGAGACUCCAUCUUAAAACUAUUCUGAUGGUUUGUUGAAAGAAAUUGAUCAAUACAGACAGACUGCUCGUCUUCAAAUGGGGAAGGUGUAUCUGUUCAUGUCAUCAUCAGUGGCAAUGUGUCUCGAAACACAAUUGUAACGUAAUAAUGGCGGACAAAAUACCACAGGGAUUUCGUGUGUGCGGUUUUCACUUCAUUGCAAACCUCAUUAAUAAAUUGUAUCUAUCCAACAAUCUACUUUCUAUACUGCUUAUCCUUUUCAAAGUCAUGGGAAGGAAUUCUAUCGAUCAGAUGACAGACUGCAUCCUGAACUGGUUAUUCAAGCAAUCACAGGCCACGAUACGUUGUGCUAAUAAACCAGGAAUUCAUGUUUUCUCUU
Hippocampus comes (tiger tail seahorse) is the source of this 4750-nucleotide messenger RNA. Its product is annotated as inhibitor of nuclear factor kappa-B kinase subunit epsilon-like. Gene Ontology annotation, biological process: peptidyl-serine phosphorylation. The record is from RefSeq and is a predicted model, not a curated record. Gene Ontology annotation, cellular component: cytoplasm. The coding region runs from base 551 to 2716 and encodes 721 amino acids. NCBI's taxonomy places the organism in Eukaryota, Metazoa, Chordata, Actinopteri, Syngnathiformes, Syngnathidae. Gene Ontology annotation, molecular function: ATP binding; protein serine/threonine kinase activity. The transcript is spliced from 21 exons.